UUCCUUUCCCUCGUCUACUCCUUCGUCAGCAUGGUCUUUCAGAUCAACUUCAAAUACACCAAUCCCAUAACAUCUACCACGCAAAUCACCGAGAUUGAAUAUGGCAAUCCGAUUUCGUACGGCCACGGCACAUGCCUCGUCUACUGAAAGCUCAACUGCUUCGGCAUGACCACAAUUGGCCUGGCUUGCAAAAAAAUUACUACUUUUUUAUAGAAUUUUAUAUGGACAACAAGAUGGGUCUGUUUCUUAUCUUUUGGGUUAUCACCCACGUGUCAACUGCCUUUUAUGAUAUCGAGAUUGCACCUAAGUUUUAUCCAUGGGGAUAUGUGUGGUCCCUACAUUCGAUCGUCGAAGGAAGUCGUAUAUUGAUCGCUUAGAGUGCAGUGAAUGCCGCUUUCUUCCCGUUCUGCUAUCGGUUUCAGAGAUAGAAGAGCCAGAAAAGCGUGCAUGAAUACUGGCCCGUGGAGGCAAGAAUAGGGUUGCGGG
Cucurbitaria berberidis CBS 394.84 is the source of this 486-nucleotide messenger RNA. RefSeq lists its product as uncharacterized. Gene Ontology annotation, cellular component: membrane. Bases 132 to 377 code for a protein of 81 amino acids. The record is from RefSeq and is a predicted model, not a curated record. Lineage: Eukaryota; Fungi; Ascomycota; Dothideomycetes; Pleosporales; Cucurbitariaceae. The transcript has 3 exons.